AUGAAUCAAAUCCAAUUACAUCCCGCGACAGGAAAAAUCAUAGGCAUCUCCCCAGAAUUCAACAAAGCCGACACAGAUAACGCCAUCUCCGUCGCAGCAGCCGCCUUCCCUUCCUUCAGACAAACCACCGCCCGCCAAAGAGCCCGAUGGCUUCACAAAUGGUACGACUUGAUGAUGGAAAAUCAAGAAGAUCUUGCACGGAUCAUAACAGCUGAGAAUGGCAAACCCCUCACCGACUCCAAAGGCGAAGUUGCCUACGCUGCCAGCUUCUUCGAAUGGUUCUCUGAAGAGGCGCCCCGUGCAUCCGGCGACACCAUCCUCUCCUUCGUUCCCGGAAACCGCGUGUUCACGCUUAAAGAGCCCGUUGGUGUCUGCGGACUCAUCACGCCCUGGAACUUCCCCGCCGCCAUGGUGACAAGGAAGGUUGCGGCCGCUCUCGCUGCGGGUUGUACUGUCGUCGCCAAGUCACCUGGCGAGACACCAUUUACUGCGCUUGCGCUUGCGGAGUUGGCGCAGAGGGCGGGAAUACCGAAAGGAGUCGUCAAUGUGGUGUCUGCGAUGCAAAAUACGGUCGAAGUUGGACAGGCGCUCACAGAGUCAGAGACGGUGAGGAAAGUCAGCUUUACUGGAAGCACUGGGGUGGGGAGGCUGUUGAUGAAGCAAUCGGCUGCGACAUUAAAAAAGCUUUCAUUUGAAUUAGGGGGGAAUGCGCCGUUCAUUGUUUUCGAUGAUGCGGAUCUCGAAUCUGCUGUGAACGGGGCGAUUGCGAGCAAGUUCCGGAGCUCGGGGCAGACUUGCGUCUGUGCCAAUCGGCUGUUUGUGCAAAAAGGGAUUUAUGAGAAGUUCGCUGCUGCAUUUGCGGAGAAGGUGAGAGGAUUCCACAUGGGGAAUGGGUUUGAGGAAGGUGUGACGCAUGGCCCGUUGAUUCAUGAUCGUGCGGUCAACAAGGUCGAUGCUCAUGUAAGAGAUGCGGAGAAGAAGGGCGGAAAGGUCCUGGUUGGUGGACAGAAGAUGUCGAAGCUGGGCGACAACUUCUUUGAGCCGACUGUCAUCACCGGGAUGCGGAUGAAUAUGCAACUCGCUUCCGAAGAGACCUUUGGGCCUGUGGCUGGCUUGUUCCCGUUCGAGACAGAAAAGGAUGUCGUGGAUAUGGCGAAUGCUGCAGAAGUUGGCUUGGCGGGAUAUUUCUACUCAAAGGAUUUGCAGCGGGUCUAUCGGGUUGCUGAGGCAUUGGAAGUGGGGAUGAUAGGCGUGAAUACUGGGCUGAUCAGUGACCCAGCAGCUCCGUUCGGCGGAGUCAAACAAAGUGGUUUCGGCCGAGAAGGAAGCAAAUAUGGCAUUUCUGAAUACCAAAUAACGAAGAUGGUGACUCUGGGUGGUAUGAGUCAGCCGCUUCAAGGAUCUUAA
This is a messenger RNA of Bacidia gigantensis, 1407 nucleotides long. RefSeq lists its product as uncharacterized. Gene Ontology annotation, biological process: GABA catabolic process. Bases 1 to 1407 code for a protein of 468 amino acids. Gene Ontology annotation, molecular function: succinate-semialdehyde dehydrogenase (NAD+) activity. The record is from RefSeq and is a predicted model, not a curated record. NCBI's taxonomy places the organism in Eukaryota, Fungi, Ascomycota, Lecanoromycetes, Lecanorales, Ramalinaceae. The transcript has 4 exons.